AUGUUUACCAAUAGCAUAGUAAGGGCCAGAACUGGUUUUCGUCGCUUAUACUCAACCCUUAAAGCCCAGCAUGUUGAAAUCAAUGGUACAAGUUAUAAGACCAACUCCAAGAUUACAAAUGUUACAGAUUCAAUAAUAAAGCUUACAGGUAAAUCAUUGCAUCUCAAAGAAUCACACCCAGUAGGUAUUCUUCGUGAUCUGAUUGAGAAGAAAUUGAACUCCGUCGACAAUGCUUUCAAGACUUUUAAUAAUUUCGAACCUGUGGUAACUACUAUGGAAAACUUUGAUUCUUUAGGGUUCCCCAAGGAUCAUCCUGGAAGGUCGACGUCAGACACCUACUACAUAAAUGAAACGCAAUUGUUGAGAACACACACUUCUGCGCACGAACUGGAAUGCUUCCAAAAGAUAAAGAACAAUGCAGACAACAAUAGAAGUGCGUUUCUAAUAUCCGCGGAUGUGUACAGAAGAGAUGAAAUUGAUAAAACCCAUUAUCCAGUAUUCCAUCAAAUGGAAGGGGCUACCGUCUGGAAACGAACGAGGGCUAGUGAUGGUUCAAGAGAACCUGCCCACCUUGCGAAGAUUCGUAACGAUAUCAAAUUGGUCGAGAACCAGUUAAAUAAAGAGAAUGUCAAGAUAACUGUUAACGAUGAUACGAUACCUUUGAGCGAAGAUAAUCCUAAACAGGAGUAUAUGUCCGAUCUAGAGGUUGAUUUAUGUUCGCAACAUUUAAAAAGAUCCAUUGAGUUGAUCGUUUCCGAAGUUUUUAAUAAAAAAAUCUCCAGUAUGAUCGAGAAUAAAGGGAACGAUAUACCCAAAAACCUGAAGGUUCGUUGGAUUAACGCUUACUUCCCUUGGACAGCGCCUUCAUGGGAAAUCGAAGUUUGGUGGCAGGGCGAAUGGUUAGAGCUUUGUGGAUGCGGUUUGAUUCGUCAAGAUGUGCUUUUGAAAGCCGGCUAUAGACCUUCUGAAACAGUUGGAUGGGCUUUUGGUUUGGGGUUGGAUCGUAUUGCUAUGCUUCUUUUCGAGAUCCCUGAUAUCAGACUGCUUUGGAGCUCUGAUGAAAGGUUUUCAACGCAAUUUUCCAAGGGUUCAAUUACCUCUUUCAAACCAUACUCAAAACAUCCAGGCUCAUUCAGAGAUGUUGCUUUUUGGUUACCAAAGGAUAAGCCAGAUGUUCAUCAAGUUCAUGAAAACGACUUGAUGGAAAUCAUUAGAAAUAUUGCAGGAGAUCUAGUAGAGAGCGUCAAGCUAGUUGACAGUUUCACUCACCCAAAAACCGGUAGAAAAUCAAUCUGCUAUAGAAUCAACUACCAAUCGAUGGACAGAAAUUUAACAAAUGCUGAAGUCAACGCCCUGCAAAACAUGGUUUGUUCCAAGUUGGUUGAAGAAUACAACGUAGAACUUAGAUAG
Saccharomyces kudriavzevii IFO 1802 is the source of this 1410-nucleotide messenger RNA. It is a transcript of the gene MSF1, whose product is annotated as phenylalanine--tRNA ligase. Bases 1 to 1410 code for a protein of 469 amino acids. The record is from RefSeq and is a predicted model, not a curated record. Gene Ontology annotation, biological process: phenylalanyl-tRNA aminoacylation. Gene Ontology annotation, cellular component: mitochondrion; cytoplasm. The transcript has a single exon. Lineage: Eukaryota; Fungi; Ascomycota; Saccharomycetes; Saccharomycetales; Saccharomycetaceae. Gene Ontology annotation, molecular function: ATP binding; tRNA binding; phenylalanine-tRNA ligase activity.